Poecilia reticulata (guppy) is the source of this 1793-nucleotide messenger RNA. The record is from RefSeq and is a predicted model, not a curated record. Lineage: Eukaryota; Metazoa; Chordata; Actinopteri; Cyprinodontiformes; Poeciliidae.
UAAUCUAUAUGUUGCUAUAUGCAAAAUUCCCCUGAGUGAGGCUGCAUUACUUUUAAAAGCGAAUCGUUCAGGCGGCAGAGGAUUAUCUAGGCUAAUUUACGAGACGGGCUGAGCAUCAUAUGCAAAUGAAUAGUAACAAUGUAACAAUGCAAAUAAAUGCUUCUAUUCGCUUGGUUGCAUUUCAUUAUAAACAAACGUUUAUUUUUCAACAUUACUUGCACACUUUCUGAUUAUAAUUACACAUUUAUGUACUAAAACGCAGUCAAGCCUUUUUAAAUUAGGGCCUAUUAUCAGAGACGCUGUCAGUGUUUUAUCCAUUAUUGCCCACUGCUUUUAUGCACCAGCAAUUUUGGUGUUCGAACAAAAAUAACGAUUUUAUUUCGUUUCACAUGAUUCUCUUACGAGCAUGUUGUGCAACAUGGACACCUGUCUUUGCUGAGAAUCUGUUCAGCAGCACUGAGCACAUCACAACACCUCAGAUCCCAUCAUCACUGAUCCACCCUGAGCUCAGUGCAGCGCAAAUAUCACGAUGGGCUGGAGAUGUCAGGAAUGAAGCAGCUGGUUGCAACAUGCUGGACCUGCCUGCUGCUCUCCGCUUUCCUGUGCGAGCCUGCGCUCUGCAAAGGAGGUCGCGGAGGCUCUCGGGGCUCCUCUCGCGGAUCCCCCGCGCGCAGCUCCACAGCGGGGACCUACCGGGGAGGCGGAGCCUACGGCGGCACGCGCUCUCGGUUCAGGGUCGCUGGCCGGUCGUCCCCGGUGAGGGUGGCGAGCGCUGCGGCGGCCGGAGCCGCGGUGGCCUUAUCAGCGGACAAAUGGUACGCGUCCGCCUACCGCCGCAGCAACACGGACAGCUCGGAGGAGGAGCUGGAUUACUACAACAGGACCAAUUACUUUGAUGCACUAAUGUCGAGCUCAACUCAGAACGGAUCCUUUCUCUCUAAUGUUGUCAGUGCUAUUAUUGCAACAUUUUCCGCAAAGUAUGGACUCGCGUUGGACUUUAUACAGUAGAUACACGUCCAUCAUUUUAGGAUAAAUUUCUGAUCUUAAGCCCAGAUUAGAAGGACUCGGUCACAAAUACAUUAUUGUGCUGUAUUUAUUUACAGUCAUUUUAUACUAGUGGAAACAACAUUACCAGCAUAGUAUUCCCUCUCACUGUUUACCUUUAUAAACAUAUGAACCAUGCAAAAUGUUAUUUCUGAAAAACACAGAGCCAAAUUCAACUGUUUUCAUACAGUUGUAACUAUACUGCCAAUAUUUUUACAAAUGUAAAUUUUUAUUGCAAACCUCUCUGCACCUCAACAGAUUUAUGGGUCAUAUAAACAGACUUUGAUCCAAUAAUUGUUGCCACAUGAACAGCAGUUGGAACCAAUGUAAUUCUGUCUGAAAUUAAAGCUGUAAACUUUUCUCGUGCUCAGAUCAAACUUUUGGACUUUUAAUAUUUAUUGCUUUUCUGCACAAACAUAAUUUCCCUACAAAGUUUUGGUUCAUGUUCUUAUUAUCUUAUGUCCCAGAUAAGCAUUUUCCCCAAUUUCCUUUUUCUGUGUUCUUUAAUAGCAUCUUGAAUUUUGAGAUUUGUCACAAACACCAAGCAGAAGUCUUGCUCUUUAUAUUUACUCCUUUAUCUUGUUUUCUUCUUGUGUUCAUCCUCCCAAAGGGUCUCUCUCAGGAGCAACAGACUGUUCCAUAGCUAUAAGUGCACUCAAUUAUACUCUGCAACUGUUGUGUACAUAUUAAAUAAACGGUUUGUAAUCACUGUCUCUCUGCUAAUAAAUAAGCAAACUGUUUUAACCAUA